Messenger RNA from Pseudoliparis swirei, 1764 nucleotides. RefSeq names its product eomesodermin homolog b (gene eomesb). Gene Ontology annotation, molecular function: RNA polymerase II cis-regulatory region sequence-specific DNA binding; DNA-binding transcription factor activity, RNA polymerase II-specific. The record is from RefSeq and is a predicted model, not a curated record. Gene Ontology annotation, cellular component: nucleus. The coding region runs from base 1 to 1764 and encodes 587 amino acids. The transcript has 6 exons. Gene Ontology annotation, biological process: CD8-positive, alpha-beta T cell differentiation involved in immune response; regulation of transcription by RNA polymerase II; endodermal cell fate specification. NCBI's taxonomy places the organism in Eukaryota, Metazoa, Chordata, Actinopteri, Perciformes, Liparidae.
AUGCUCGGCGGGGACGGGGAGAGCAGCAGCUUCUCUGCGGCGAGGGAAGCCGCGGAGGACCGGCGCAAGUCCCCGGCUGUGGGGGGGGACGACCCGGCUGCGGGCAGCAGGUACGCGGCGCACGGGAUGGGGGCUGACCGGUCCUACUACAUCCCUCCGGCGGGGUCCAAACCCAGUCCCGAAGCCCCGAGCCCCUGCUCCUUCCUCCCCUACACGCCCAGUGGGUCGGUUUACGCCGCGUCCAGCGCGGGCAGGUACCCCUCACCCCUCCACCUGGGCUCCGUGCUGCCCCCCGCGGGGUUCCCCCCCUCCGCGGCCGGGCGCAGUCACUUCAGCCCGGCGUACCAGCUCGGGCAGAGCCCCGGCUGCAUCUACGCGCCGUACAGCAGCUCCGGGGCGGCUCUCGGCGGCCUCCCGCUGCCCGGCGCCGGCCCCGGGAUGAGGGCCCAGGUGUACCUCUGCAACCGGCCGCUGUGGCUCAAGUUCCACCGGCACCAGACCGAGAUGAUCAUCACCAAGCAGGGCAGACGGAUGUUCCCGUUCCUCAGCUUCAACAUCGCCGGCCUCAGCCUCACGGCGACCUACAGCGUGUUCGUGGAGGUGGUUCUGGCCGACCCGAACCACUGGAGGUUCCAGGGGGGCAAGUGGGUCACCUGCGGCAAGGCGGACAACAGCGGCCAAGGAAACAAAGUCUACAUCCACCCAGAGUCCCCCAACACGGGGGUCCACUGGAUGAGGCAAGAAAUCUCCUUCAGCAAACUGAAGCUCACCAACAACAAAGGGACCAGCCACAGCACCUCUCAGAUGAUGGUCCUGCAGUCGCUGCACAAGUACCAGCCGCGGCUGCACAUCGUGGAGGUGUCGGAGGACGGCGCGGAGGAACCGGGCAGCGACGCCCCGACGCAGAGCUUCACGUUCCCGGAGAACCAGUUCAUCGCCGUGACGGCCUACCAGAACACCGACAUUACUCAGCUGAAGAUUGAUCACAACCCUUUUGCCAAAGGAUUCAGAGAUAACUACGACUCGAUGUACACAGCUCAAGAAAACGACCGCCUGACGCCGUCUCCCACCGACUCGCCCCGCGGGGCCCACCAGAUCGUCCCCGGGGCCCGCUACACCAUGCAGCCCCUCUUCCAGGACCCGUUCGUCAACAACCUCCCCCAGAACCGCUUCUACAACAGCGAGCGAGCCGUGCCGCAGACCGGCAGCCUCCUCUCGCCUCCGGCGGAGGACGGAGCGUCUCAGAGGUGGUUCGUCACCUCCGUGCAGCAAGGGGGCGCCGGCGGCAAGCUGGACCUGGCGCCCUACGAGGGAGAGUACUCCGGCCCCCUGCUUCCUUACGCGAUCAAAUCCCUCUCCAUGCAAACGUCCCACGCUCUGGGCUACUACCCGGACUCUCCGUUCGCCUCCGUGUCGACGGGGUGGGGGUCCAGAGCGGCGUACCAGAGGAAGGUCUCUCCCGGCCUGCCCUGGUCUCCCAGGCCCAGCCCAGAAGACUCAAACAAAGUGAAGGCCCAGGCCGAAGAGGAGGCGGCCGGCAGCCUCAUCUCCUCCUGGACGGACGCACAGUCGCCGGCUCUGUCCUCGGAUAAGGCCGACUCUUAUUCUGCCGCCUGCAAGCGAAGGCGCGUGUCCCUCGGCGGGCCCGGCCCGGAGGACUCGCCCUCCGACAUCAAGUGUGUGGACUCGGCCUCCGUCGCCAUCAACAGCAGCUCCUCCGCCAAAGGCGUGGCGGCGUACUAUUCCUUCUACACAAACCCGUGA